Messenger RNA from Uranotaenia lowii, 5925 nucleotides. RefSeq names its product eukaryotic translation initiation factor 4 gamma 2 (gene NAT1). The coding region runs from base 599 to 3607 and encodes 1002 amino acids. The record is from RefSeq and is a predicted model, not a curated record. NCBI's taxonomy places the organism in Eukaryota, Metazoa, Arthropoda, Insecta, Diptera, Culicidae. The transcript is spliced from 3 exons. Gene Ontology annotation, molecular function: protein binding; mRNA binding; translation initiation factor activity. Gene Ontology annotation, cellular component: eukaryotic translation initiation factor 4F complex.
CGCCAAAAUUCACGUCUCCAUACCAGCAGCACCAGCGGACGGGACGUCGAAUUUUCGUUCUUCGCAGAGGCGGACGGAUACGUCCCACCAACCGGCCGUUAGGAUUCACCGUUCAACGCAACACCAGUUGUACGAACCGGACCGGAAGCAGCAUCUCAAGGGUGUGCCGCACUACUCGCCAAAACUGGUCGCCCUUUCUUCCAGCACCAUUCCCGGAACAAUAGAGAAGAUAGCGGUUCCGUCGUCGGUUGGUUUGCGGAGCGCAUAUCCUACUGGUGGUCCGUUGCCAACCUCCAAGACGGAAGACCCCAGGCAAACGGGGACAGAGUCUCGUGCCACGGGGAGGGAAAACCAAAUCCCCCCCGCUAGCCGACGCUGGGUCCCUCCAUCACUGAGACCGCAACAUGGACUCACCGAAGAGGCCAGAAUUGAUUCGAUCUUUCGAAAAGUACGCGGUAUUUUGAACAAACUAACCCCAGAAAAAUUCCAGAAACUAAGUGAUGACUUGCUGAAGCUAGAUCUGAACUCGUCCAAGAUUUUAAACGGUGUUAUUCUACUGAUAUUCGACAAAGCCUUAGAUGAACCCAAGUACUCGUCUAUGUACGCACAGUUGUGCAAACGCAUCGAGAAGGAACUAGAGACCGACAUCGACAAAACCAAAUCCAGCACUUUUCUACAGAUUCUAUUGAACGUUUGCCGCGACAAGUUUGAAAAUCGAGUACAGUAUAGUGAGAAAAUCAUCAAUUCUGAACUUGCUCUAACAGAUGAUUUGGAGGAAAAGAAAAAUGUGGCCAAACAAAAGAUUCUCGGAAAUGUUAAGUUCAUCGGUGAGCUGUACAAGCUCGACAUGCUCGGAGAGACACAUCUGCACAAGAUGUUGCGCUCGUUGUUCACCAACAAGUCCAGCGCGUCGUCGGAGAAAAAUUGCGAGGACAUGGAAUGCUUGGCACAAAUCAUCAAGACCUGCGGAAAGAAUCUGGAUACAGAGCUGGGAAAACAGCUGAUGGAUCAAUACUUUGAUAGGAUGGAACAAUUUUCACUGUCGGCCAAAUUCCCACCACGUAUCCGGUUCAUGUUGCGUGAUCUGAUUGAGCUGCGCAAGAACAACUGGACACCACGGAAAGUGGCACGUGUAGAAGGACCGGCUCCAAUUCAGGAGCUCACAAACGAAGAUGACUUGGUGUUGCGGCCAUCGUUCGGAAAUCGUGGCCGGGACUACCGCAAUCAGGAACGGGGAGAACAGCGAGACUGGAUCAGCAAGUCGUUGUUGAAUCCACUCAAUUUUAAUGACAGCUUCAACCUGUUGAGCGUAUCAAGCCCCUCGUCAUUGAUACCACCAUCGUAUUCAUCGGCACCGAAUGGCUAUGGCAAUAAUCGGGAUCAUCGUGACAAUUCCGGCGGCAAUGGUGGCCGAGGAGGUGGUGAUGGCAACUAUCGGAUGCAUAACAAUCGCAACGGUGGUCACAAUCAACACAACAACUACCAUCACGGAGGCGGCGGUGGUGGUGGAGGUGGCAAUAUGCGCUACAACAAGCACAACAAUCAUCACAGUGGCCGGGAUGGUCCCAAUCAACAUCACCAAAGCAAUGGCGGUAAUCGCGAUGGUGGACCAAAUUCUCACAACACACCCUACGGCGGAAACCGCGGUGAUCCAGGAAUGAUGACAAAUAAAGACCUUGCACCGAGAUUCAAGCGCAAUCUCAUCUCGCAAAAUCCAAUGGAAGAUUUGCAGAUGCGACCUACCGCUAACAGUUUGCUAUUUAAGACACAGAACAUGAAUAUGAAACAGCAGUUGCCAAUUUCCCAAACACCGACGUUGCAAUCGAGCAAGAACUCCAACAACUAUAAUCCACAGCUAGGCGAUUUUCCAUCGCCGUUGACUUCUCGUACACUGCUUAGUGAACAACGGGCCGCAGCAAACACUGGCAAUGGUGCUUCCACCGGAGCAAACGCCAGCAAUGCUGGACCCCCACUAACAACCCACUCGUCGGGCAACAACUUUGGUGCACCUGGAUUAAUGGGAAAUUCUGCAGGAGGAUCGAACGGCUCCAUCCCAAGUGGAACGGGAUUGACGGCCAAUGGUCAGCAGAACUCUUCCAACAAUACUAGUCCUGUGUCAAGCCACACGUCGCUCCUGAAUCGUGGUGUCAACAACCCACAGCUUAACGGAAAAUCGCUAUCGAAUCAGGCCCCCUCUUCCACUACGAUUGUAAACAACAUCAUCCAAAAGGAACAGAUUAUCAUUAAACAAGCCUCCUCUGACAAGGCCGAGAAAAAAGCUAAGAAGGACAAAGGACCCAACAAGGAGGAAUUCAUGAAGAAAGUUCAACUUUUUGCUACCGAAGUAUUGCUGGACAAUCUGAAGAAGCAAAUUGAAGAGCAAUCAGCGGACAAACCCAAUGAAAACAGUGGCGGCGCAGUCAAGGAGAUUGUCGUAGAACUUGUAGAUGGUACACCGAACCCAGACACGGUUAACGAAGCUGAUAUCAAGGAAAAGACGGAAGAAGGUGCUUCUGUAGAAAAGGAAGAUGUUGGCUCGGAAACAAAGAAAUCUGACGAUGAAGAUUCCACUACCGAACAACAUUCCCUUAUGGACGAAUUGGUCCGUGAAUUCGUCGAGCUUAAAAUUCCAGAAAAGUUCAUGCGCGAUUCGGUAAGCAAAAUCGUCAACGAAGUUCUGGACAAAACGGAUUCAUUCCACGAGAAAACCAUUGAAUUCCUUCAACGAUUGCGCAAGGAUAACAAACUUUCAAACGGAGCGAUGAUGGAAGCGUUCAAAUCGCUGGUAAACUCAAUGAACGAGAAGGAAAAAACUAUCCCCAAAAUCACCACAAUCGUGGCUUCCCUGCUGUCACGUGCUGUAUCGGUACGCCUGAGCAAACUGUCCGAUAUCGCAAACUACACCGACAAUGGUCAAAACUACCCACUGUUCCUGCUGGUCCUGCAGCAGUUGCACAAACAACUCGGCAAGCAGCAACUGCAGGAAAUGUUCCAACAGAGCAAAAUCAAUCUGAUGACAACACUUCCGGAGGCUGAUCGCACCAAGGAUCGCAUGGCCGAAAUCCUGGAAGAUCGUAGCCUCAGCUUCCUGUACCCGCUGCUGCGAGUGCAGGCCGAGCUCUGGAAGCAGAUCCAAAUCGACGGCAACCCACAGCAGUUCUACAAGUGGAUCAAGGAAAACGUCGAAGCGGGUUGCUACACCGAUCCCGGUUUCAUCACAGCUGUGAUGACUGUGCUGCUAAAAUAUAUCGUACAGGAAUCGUCCAAGGUCUCUGACGAGAAGCAAUCCACUGAGAAAGAGUUGGAGAUUCUGAAAAAGUUCUGCCCGGUUCUGAAUGCUUUCCUCAAUGGUAACAUCGAACUCCAACUCGUAGCUAUUUACGCCAUGCAAGUCUACUGGUACAGCAUCGAUUUCCCCAAGGGACUUUUGCUGCGCUGGUUCCGGGAGUUCUACGAUCUUAGUGUCAUUGAGGAGGAUGCCUUCCUGCGGUACAAGGAGGACGUCACCGAUAUGUACCCGGGCAAGGGUAAGGCUCUGUUCCAGGUCAACCAGUGGCUGACCUGGUUGGCCGAAGCAGAAGACGAAGACGAGGAGGAUGAGGAGUAAAUUGAACCUACACAUUAGAAGAACAACAACAACUACGGAUUUAAAAUUCACGCUAAACCCCCUUUUCUCUGCACGUGUCCACCGAUGAAAAGUAAAUGAAAAAAAUGCAAGCAAAAAAACGUACCCCCAUACUCAGCACUUUCAGAAUAGAAAAUGAACAUGCACUAACUACCUUCGGCAAGAGGAUCUCAUAAGGAGAAAUCAAAUUUAAGUUUGAGUUUUUUCCUGUUUUUAUUUUGAUUUGUUAAAAUUUUGCAAGUGAAAGAGAUGAUGAUGAUUGAAACGAUUUUAAGUGUUGCAAAUUCCUUUUUUGUUGUAUCGUAAAUUUCGCUGUAUAAUUUUUAUUUUUGAAUAUUUGUAUAGAUAAAUGGCAAAGCAUGAGCGACGUGUUUCAUUUGCAAAGGUGGAUAUAGUUGGAUUUUUUUUGUAGAUUUUAGUUUAUUUUUUGUUUUGCAGUUUCGAAUGAACGAAUGAAGUUAAUCAGAUCUAAUGGGAAAUCUGCUUUUACCCAUAACGAAUAAACAAGCAUACUAGAGAAACAAAACAGUUGAAAACAUAGCGUAAUAUAAUCAAUAACACAAAAACAAAAAAUAGAACUAAUGGAAACUUAUAAAAAACAGUGUUCGUGUAUGUGAAGUUCGGAUCGGAGAACCCGUUCGAGACACACGUAAUAAAAAAAUAGAUCAAUUUGUACUUGCUAGAAACAUAAUAGUAUAGAGAAGUGUGGGAUUCGGGAGAUCUUGUUUCGACAUUGAUCCUGACUGAGCGAGAUAGUUUUGCAUGUCUGAUCAAUGUUCGUUUGUAGUACGAAUGGUGAGGAUUUCAAUGCCAUGAUAUCCUCCAGGAUGUGUAUUUAGAUUGUGGAAGAAUGAAAGUGCAAUUGAAAAAUUCGCGCAAACAAAAUAUUUGAAUUCUCUGGCGGUCGAUUGAUUAUUCAUCCGUUUGUCUGUAUGUGGCCGUUUCGACGGAGGUUGCGUGAUAUCGCGAGUAACAGAGAGAGAAAAGAGAGUUUAUGUAGUUGAAAUAAAUUAUGUAGAUCGAAGUCUAUAUUAAGUAACGUAUGUGUUAGUAGUUUGGUACAAUAACUAAUAGGUUUUGAAUUUUCAUUUGCACCGUUAAAGGACGAUCGUUCGCACUACCAAGCACAUAUUUUGAUUUGCCUUCCACCAUACCCAGAUCCCACUUUUGCAGAAGAAUCGACUGAAACAAUAGUAAAGCAGGAAAAUGUCUUGUUCGGUGACAUACAAACUGUAACAAAUAUUAAUUGUGUAAUCACACGAUCAGUCAACUUCACAAAAUCAGAACUCCCAACACAUAUAAAAACAAGAAAUAAUGAACCUGCUGAAACUACCACUACUCAACUGAAGAAAACCCAAACGUCUUCUUUGCUCCGAAACUCCGAAAACAUGCUCGGCCAAUAGAGUUUGUUGCAAAAAAGAAGACUGAAUUUUAACUAUUGUCAUCGCGAUCAGUUUCGACCGACGGUGAAAAAUGGUGUUCUAGCUUGUAGGUAGUAUAAAUGAAAAUAUCUAGCUAAUUUACUGAAAAUGAUAACGCGAAAGCCGUCAUCCCAUUCCUGUUGUUGGGAGCCCCCGUGAGGAGAAUUCAGAGUAUUCAGUCUCGCGUUUAGACCCUCAAUUCUGUAAAACUAAAUAGUUAUACCUACCCUUUGUAAAGGACAAAUAUUCUUUUGAAUGUUCGCGCACACAUUUUAUCUCCUCAGAUAGACUUUUCCUUGCCCUUUGCUAUCGAAAGGGGGCUAGGGAACUUCGAAAGUGACGUCACAUUCUUCGAUGUGCAAGGAAAAUCACACGAGAUAUACAAAUUAUUGUGAUUUCAUGCAAUACAAGUAAUUAGAACAAAUAUGUAAAAUUUAAUUAAUCGAGAGAAGAAAUCAUUCAAAGUGUCGAUAAAAAGGUAUCAAUGUACUCUACACUGCUGGAAUUUAAAAGAAACAUGCUUUCGUUUUGUUCUAUAUUGUUUUUAGAUCCCCUUUUGAGCACGCAAUUUAAUUUUACCUCAAAUGCAAACCAACAAAAUGUUCAGAAUAAUUCGAUAUACAAUGAAAGACAACUUGAGUUUCAAACAAAAUAAUCAGCAUAACAGAAAAUCCGCUUUGUAUGCGAUGAUCUGCGAAAUACAUACGGUGUGACCGGAUAGGAAGAACUAAGGAUAAUAGCAAAGAAAUCGUGGAAACACAUAGAUACUACCUAAACACGAAACAAAAAAAUAUCUUGGUAAAAAAAUAACAAAAAAAAAACUAAACAAAAAAAAAAUAAAUCACAUUAAAAAGCCUCCAAACUAACAGGAAAAUUGUG